CUCAGCCCCAUGGACAAGGUGCAGUUCCCGGAUAUCCAGCUGUCGCUGUACGAUCCAGCCCAGCCACGCACCUUUGACCUGGUGGUGGUGGGGUCGGGCCCCUCUGGUCUGGCGGUGGCGGAGCGGGUGCAGCAGGCGGGCUUCCAGGUGCUGAUUGUGGACCCCAACCCUCUGGCGCCCUGGAUGAACAACUUUGGGGUGUGGAUUGACGAGUUCCGGGCCAUGGGCCUGGAGGACUGCCUGGACCACACAUGGGACCGCGCCCUGGUGCACCUGGACGCCUCGCCAGAGGGGGCCAGGUACCUGUCGCGGCCCUACGGCCGCGUCGACCGCCCCAAGCUCAAGCGCCGCCUGCUGGAGCGCUGCGUGGCCUCGGGGGUGACCUUCCACCGCGGCAAGGCCCUGGACGUGACCCACGGCGGCGGGCGCUCCACGGUGGCGCUGGAUGGCGGCGUGUCGGUGUCUGGCAGCCUGGUGGCCGACGCCACGGGGCACAGCCGCAAGCUGGUUGAGUUUGACCAGCCCUUCAACCCAGGCGCGCGCCCUGCGCCCUGGCCUGCCUUGCCCUGCGCCCUGGCCCUUCCCCCCACCCCCUUGCUCCUCCUCUCGCUCUGGCCAGCCAGCUGCGCUGUGGGCACAUGCCUGUGCGACAAGGCCACCGACGCGCACCUGGCGCGCGCGCCUCGCAGCGAGCAGGAGGCGGCGGCCAUGUCUGCGGCGGUGUGGCGCGCCAUGUGGCCCGUGCAGCGCCUGCGCCAGCGCGCCUUCUUCGAGUUCGGCAUGGACGUGCUGCUGAAGCUGGACCUGGCGGAGACGCGCCAGUUCUUUGCCGCCUUCUUCUCCCUGUCGGACCACCACUGGCACGGCUUCCUCUCCUCCCGCCUCUCCUUCCUCCAGCUCAUCGGCUUCGGCCUGUCGCUGUUCGCCAAGAGCAGCAACGCGGCGCGCGCCAACCUGCUGGGCAAGGGCCUGCCGGGCCUGGUGGUCAUGCUGGCGCGGCUGACCACGCUCAAGUGAGGCCCUCGCUGCGGGUCCCGACCGCCGUGCCCGCCUUGUGUCCCCUCGCG
Chlorella variabilis is the source of this 1067-nucleotide messenger RNA. RefSeq lists its product as hypothetical. The transcript has 5 exons. The record is from RefSeq and is a predicted model, not a curated record. NCBI's taxonomy places the organism in Eukaryota, Viridiplantae, Chlorophyta, Trebouxiophyceae, Chlorellales, Chlorellaceae. The coding region runs from base 10 to 1017 and encodes 335 amino acids.